UCGUUUUAUUAUCACACUUGAAAAUUAACCGGUCGGGUCACAAUUUUUAUAAGUAAUUAUUUUUUACUAAUAAAUAAAAUUUAUAAACAAUGGGUGAAGUGACACUUAAUAGAGACGAAAACGAGGAAGGAGUUGAUGGAGAUGGAAAAGAAAUGAGUUAUGAAGAAAAAGUAAAUAAUUGUAAUCCUAUUGCUCAACCCAUGGCUCCUAAAAAACUAACCAAGAAAAUUUAUAAAUGCAUUAAAAAAGCAUCAAAACAGAAAACUUAUUUGAGAAAUGGACUCAAGGAUGUUCAGAAGCAUCUUAGAAAAGGCGAGAAAGGGAUCGUUAUAUUUGCUGGUGACGUAUUUCCGAUUGAAAUAAUGUGUCAUUUACCCAUAGUCUGUGAAGACAAAGAGAUUCCAUACUGUUUUGUACCAUCGAGACAAGAUAUCGGUACUGCGAUGGGUGUAAAAAGAGGCAGCUUGAUGGUUUUAAUCAAAGAACAUGCUGAAUAUAAGGACAUUUAUGAUGAAGUAAAAGAAGCUAUAAAACUUCUUGCGUCUCCGCUGUAGAAUUAAAAUCAUCACUAUUUUUUAUAUUAAGAAAUAUGAAUUUUCUUAUCAUGUAAGAUUAAGAUUAUUAAACUGUAUUAAUUAACGAAAAAACAAUAAAUUUUCUAAUUAAAAAAAAA
Molecule: messenger RNA, 673 nt
Organism: Microplitis mediator
Lineage: Eukaryota; Metazoa; Arthropoda; Insecta; Hymenoptera; Braconidae
Gene: NHP2
Product: H/ACA ribonucleoprotein complex subunit 2-like protein
Exons: 3
Coding region: 90-554 (154 amino acids)
Biological process (GO): rRNA pseudouridine synthesis; snRNA pseudouridine synthesis
Cellular component (GO): nucleolus; box H/ACA snoRNP complex
Molecular function (GO): box H/ACA snoRNA binding
Source: RefSeq, a predicted model, not a curated record